Messenger RNA from Exophiala xenobiotica, 931 nucleotides. RefSeq lists its product as uncharacterized. NCBI's taxonomy places the organism in Eukaryota, Fungi, Ascomycota, Eurotiomycetes, Chaetothyriales, Herpotrichiellaceae. The coding region runs from base 77 to 622 and encodes 181 amino acids. The record is from RefSeq and is a predicted model, not a curated record. The transcript has a single exon.
CGUACACAGAGCAUACUUCAAACUACUGAGAUCCCCCUUCGAGCAGAUUCAUUGCGACGACCCUUAAGUCCACACAAUGGGUAAGAGACGGUACUACGAGUUUCAGGAAGAGUCGGAUGAUGGUUCAGAAGACUCGGAGUCCGACUUCUGGGAUGAACUCGUCCACCUCCCGGACUACCAAGUCGAAAACCCAAGCAAGCAGAUGUUCCGCGUCAUCGCCUCGUACCCCUCGGGCCAUGAAUACAACGGAGACAAUCACCAACCCAGGCCGGACAGUGACGAUACACUGGAGGCGAGAUACCCAGGCGAAGCAGAGACUUGGGGCAAUGUGUGGGAGCAUUUCUGGUGGAAAAGACACCCUACACCCUUCAUCUCGUUCUUCAACAACUUCGAGACGGCGAUUCGGUGGAAAGAUCAAUUUAUUCGAAAAGGUGCCGACGAAGUCCACAUCUUCUGCUAUAACACCAAGUAUGUGGGAGAUCUUCUGGACGCACAUGAAUUGGCCCAAGAAAUCGAACGCGAGCGAUCGAUCAGGCUAGGCAACAGACAUCAAUAUGAGUAUCUUGUCUGUCAUAUGAUUGACGGACGUCAUUGUGCUGGGGCUUAUGUCUUCACCGAGUGAAAGAGUCAAAUGAAUAGCUCUGCGCCCGAAAAUGGAAACAAGAUCAAUGUCUUGAGUGCCGUACACUUUUCGCAGGACUGUGGAAUCAAAACAAUGUCCACUUAGAUGGAUGAGACCAAGAGAAAUUGUGGAACAGGACAAUUUGGUGGCAAUGUUGUGAUGAGUAAAUGAGGACCGGAGGGAACGAGUAUUUCAAGAAAAGAAACACGAAAAAGGUUCACGGGACUGACCUGCCCAAUCUGAAUCAUGACCUCACCUGCUGCUGCUGAAAGUCUUCAAUCUGCGGCAGCAGAAAUUCCAUGACUGUAG